Molecule: messenger RNA, 864 nt
Organism: Aspergillus mulundensis
Lineage: Eukaryota; Fungi; Ascomycota; Eurotiomycetes; Eurotiales; Aspergillaceae
Gene: sho1
Product: osmosensor SHO1
Exons: 4
Coding region: 1-864 (287 amino acids)
Molecular function (GO): protein binding
Source: RefSeq, a predicted model, not a curated record
AUGGCAGGACUCCGGACAAGCAAUCUGCUGGGCGACCCGUUCGCUCUUGCGACGAGCUCUAUCGCAAUGCUUGGAUGGGUGAUUGCGUUCAUUGCAUCUAUUGCAGCAGAUAUACAAGGCACUUACCCGAGCUUCCAAUGGUGGGCUGUUGUCUAUGCGUUUUGCUGCAACGUUGGGGUAAUCCUGGUAUUCCUUACGGAUAGCGGUCUCACUUACGGCGUGGCGGUUGUGGGGUACCUUGCUGCCGCUCUUGUGAUGAACUCGAUCUCAGCAAACUCGAUGUUCAAUGGCGAUAGCAAAUCUAGUCUCCAGGCCGCAGGCGCGGGCUUUAUUCUUCUCUGCAUGGUCAAUAUCGUUUGGAUUUUCUACUUCGGAUCGACCCCUCAAGCAAAGCACCGCGGCUUCAUUGACUCAUUCGCACUCAACAAGGAGAACCAAGGCGCGUACGGCGUCAACCGGCCAAUGUCAUCUGCCUACGGCGCACGCCCCGAGACUACAACGAGCCGUCCUCAGAUGUACACCUCCGCGCAGCUCAACGGUUUCGAGACCUCGUCACCAGUGUCAGGGUACCACGGUGGUGCUCCCGGCGAGACCCGAAGCCCAUCGCAAGCCCGGUUCACCAGUAUGGGCGGGCCGAACGCCAGUAACCCAGACACCGUGGGAGAGAUUCCCCCACCGACAGAAUACCCAUACAAGGCGAAAGCUAUCUACAAAUACGACGCAAACCCGGAAGACGCGAAUGAAAUUGGCUUCGACAAGGGCGAAGAGCUGGAGGUAUCUGACGUCAGCGGCCGAUGGUGGCAGGCCAGAAAAGCAAACGGGGAGACGGGUAUUGCUCCAUCAAACUACCUCAUUCUGCUAUGA